Stegodyphus dumicola is the source of this 1215-nucleotide messenger RNA. RefSeq names its product KRAB domain-containing protein 2-like. Lineage: Eukaryota; Metazoa; Arthropoda; Arachnida; Araneae; Eresidae. Gene Ontology annotation, molecular function: nucleic acid binding. The record is from RefSeq and is a predicted model, not a curated record.
AUGGAUAACCGCGUUCCGGUUGAAGAGUUUAAUGCAGCUCUUUGGAAGCGGUUUAAGGGUGGAAAAAUCCGAAAUGUGUACCCUAUGACAAAAUACAAUGAUAUUGUGGAAAAAAUAAAAGCGAUGGAAGAUAAUCCCCCUUGUAACAUUCCCGGAGAAUAUUAUUUAUUGCGAAAAUUUAUAGUUGUUAACGUAGAUGGUAAAGAAAGAUUGUCAUGUAAACCUGAAAAUUGUACCUUUGGAAUAAACACUCGAGAUAAAAAUAUUUCUCCCAAAAAAUUUUAUGUUGCCUUAGAAGAAAUAUAUAACUACAUUGAUGAAGCGCAUAAAUUGGUGAAACAUGGUGGUAGAGACCGCAUAGUACGCAUUAUACAAAAUCAGGGUAUUGUAAAUAUAACUCGAGACACAGUUGAACUUUUUCUUUCUUUCUGCAAAGUAUGUAGGCCUCGAAAACGCGAAUCAACACGGAAGUCAGGCUCUAAAACAGUUGUGCCUUCUUCCUUGCACAAUGACAGAAUUUGUGACAGUCCUUUAAAUGUAAGCAGUGAAGGUGACUAUUCAGAAAGAUCACCAAUAGUCAGAAAUCAAGAAACUGUUAAAAUUGAUCUAAAUCAAACUAGACAAUGCAGUUCUUUCUGCAGCUUUACUAGAGGUUAUAUAGAUUUAAUUGAUUUAAGUUCAUCUCCAGAUGGAGAAUAUAGGUUUGUGUUUUUGUAUCUUGACCUUCAAACCUGUUUCAGUGUAUUGUAUCCUAUGCAUUGUAAGUGUAUUUAUGAAAUUGUUUCUCAUCUUCUUAACAUUUUCACUUUAAUUGGAUCUCCACAAAUCUUACACAGCAGUUUUGAUCACCACUUCCUGUUAACAAUCAUUCAAGAUCUAAAGCAAUCGUGGCCUGAUAUAACAAUUUUUUCUGGUUCUGAUGCUUAUUUUGAAUUGCAUGAAGUUGCUCAAAACUGUGUUUCUGAAAUAAACUCUUUGCUAAAGUCUUGGAUGUCUGAAAAUAAUUCAGGCAGAUGGAGUUUAGGUUUAAGAUUCAUUCAACUCAAGAAAAAUACAUCGUUAUCAGGCAAUAGUACCAAAAGUCCUUAUGAAUGUUUUUUCGGCCAUCAGUUUGAAACACAUACACUUCCUUCAAAUGCUGAUGUAAAUUUAAUGAAGGAAGUUCAUACUGAAGAACAUUUGUUGCACGUUUUAAAUCAGCAAGAUAAUUCUGGG